This is a messenger RNA of Sciurus carolinensis (gray squirrel), 4447 nucleotides long. It is a transcript of the gene Slc6a20, whose product is annotated as solute carrier family 6 member 20. Gene Ontology annotation, biological process: sodium ion transmembrane transport. The record is from RefSeq and is a predicted model, not a curated record. Gene Ontology annotation, molecular function: L-proline transmembrane transporter activity. Gene Ontology annotation, cellular component: plasma membrane. Bases 197 to 1975 code for a protein of 592 amino acids. The transcript is spliced from 11 exons. Lineage: Eukaryota; Metazoa; Chordata; Mammalia; Rodentia; Sciuridae.
GGGGCCGAGGGACCCCUUAGGGAGCUCCAACGCCCCGCGCCCGCAGUCCGGGGCGCUUCCCGGGCGCGGCAGCCCGGCGGGUGGGGCUCGCCGUCAUCCAUUUACCAGCCUCGCCCUCCGUGGGCGCCGUUAAUGAGAUUAGCAAUUAAAAGCGGCGAGCGCGGCGGCUGGGGCAGCGGGCUAGCGGAGUCCCGCCAUGGAGAAGGUGCGCCCGCAAUGGGGCCGCCAGCGGCAGUUCGUGUUCGCCUGCAUCUCCUACGCCGUGGGCCUGGGCAACGUGUGGCGCUUCCCCUACCUGUGCCAGCUGUACGGCGGAGGGAGCUUCCUGGUCCCCUACGUCGUCAUGCUCUUCGUGGAGGGAAUGCCGCUCUUGUACCUGGAGCUAGCGGUGGGGCAGCGCAUGCGGCAGGGAAGCAUCGGCGCCUGGAGGACCAUCAGCCCCUACUUCAGUGGCGUCGGCGUGGCCAGCGUGGUGGUCUCCUUCUUCCUGUCCACGUACUACAACAUCAUCAACGCCUGGGGCUUCUGGUACCUCUUCCACUCCUUCCAGGAUCCGCUGCCGUGGUCUGUCUGUCCGCUCAAUGGAAACCACACGGGCUACGACGAGGAGUGUGAGCAGGCGUCCUCCACGCAGUACUUCUGGUACAGGAAGACCCUCAACAUCUCCCCGUCCAUCCAGGAGAACGGGGGUGUGCAGUGGCAGCCGGCGCUGUGCCUCACCCUGGCCUGGCUGAUGGUGUACCUGUGCAUCCUGCGGGGCACUGAGUCCACUGGCAAGGUGGCGUAUUUCACCGCGUUGCUGCCCUACUGCGUGCUCACCAUCUACCUGGUCAGGGGCCUCACGCUGCACGGAGCCACCAAUGGCCUGGUGUACAUGUUCACGCCCAAGAUGGAGCAGCUGGCCAACCCCAAGGCCUGGAUCAACGCGGCCACGCAGAUCUUCUUCUCGCUCGGCCUGGGUUUCGGCAGCCUGAUCGCCUUCGCCAGCUACAACGAGCCCUCCAACAACUGCCAGAAGCACGCGGUCCUGGUGUCCCUCGUCAACAGCUCCACCUCCAUAUUCGCCAGCAUCGUGACCUUCGCCAUCUACGGCUUCAAGGCCACCUUCAACUACGAAAGCUGCUUAAACAAGGUGAUUCUGCUGCUGACCAAUUCUUUUGACCUUGAAGAUGGCUUCUUGACAGCCAGCAACCUGGAGCAGGUGAAGGACUACCUAGCGUCCACCAACCCGAGCAAAUACAGCCAGGUGUUCCCACUCAUUCAAAACUGCAGCUUGGAGUCGGAGCUGGACACGGCUGUUCAGGGCACCGGCCUGGCCUUCAUCGUCUACACCGAGGCCAUUAAAAACAUGGAGGUGUCCCAGCUGUGGUCGGUACUAUACUUCUUCAUGCUGCUGAUGCUGGGCAUGGGGAGCAUGCUGGGAAACACGGCAGCCAUCCUCACCCCUCUGACUGACAGCAAGCUCAUCUCCAGCCACCUGCCCAAGGAGGCCAUCUCAGGUCUGGUGUGCCUCAUCAACUGCGCCAUCGGCAUGGUGUUCACCACAGAGGCCGGGAACUACUGGUUUGACAUAUUCAAUGACUAUGCAGCCACGCUGUCCCUGCUGCUCAUCGUGCUGGUGGAGACGGUCGCCGUGUGUUACGUGUACGGUCUGAGGAGAUUUGAAAAUGACCUUCAGGCUAUGACUGGGCGUGCCCUCCACUGGUACUGGAAGGCCAUGUGGGCCUGUGUAAGCCCGCUGCUGAUCGUCGUCCUCUUUGUCUUCUACCUGAGUGACUACAUCCUCACGGGCACCCUGCAGUACCAAGCCUGGGACGCCACCCAGGGUCAGCUGGUGACCAAGGAUUACCCGACAUAUGCUCUAGCUGUUAUUGGGCUGCUUGUGGCGUCCUCCACCAUGUGCAUCCCCCUGGUGGCCCUGGGGACUUUCAUCAUGCACCGCCUUAAGAGGGGGGACACAGCCCCCGUGGCCUGAGAACUGGACCUCCCAGAGACGCACCGUUUCACAGCCCCUGCUUACAGGUGGAAGCUCCUGGGCUGCCUUUAAAAUACUUCAGCCUCAAGGACUCCACCCCCAACCUCCAGAGACUACGAGGUCAGAAGGCGUGGAGGAAGGUUCCCUGGGAAGAAAGCACCCUCCUUACAAAACCAAUCUCCUCCCUUUGUGGGUCCUGAGGCCAUGCCAUGCUGCUUCCUUGUCAUCAAGGUUAAGGCCAAUCUUGAAGAUAAUUGCUUCCUUGAUUCUACAAAGUCCUGGGAGUAAGGUGCACUGUGAGCUGCAAUUUUACCAUCAUUCUUUGGGACCCAAAUGUAAGCGAUUUGGUUUUUUGCUGAGAAAACACCAGAAUAUCAGAGGACAACAAUUUUACUUCAGUUGGAAGAGUUCUGAAGUGCCCAAGAUGACAUAUUUGAAUACUGUCAGUGUUUCACUCAUAGUGAACAUGCAACUUGUGUCCCUACUUUUUACAUGCUAAGAGGAUUGACUGGCCACAAAGAGAGACCUUUGUUGGGUCCCAAAGGGAAUCACCUGUCUCUAAUCUAAGUCUCUCUCAGUGGUCCAGGACUAGCCCUCUACAAAAACUGCUCUAAGUACAGUUUGCAACCCCCAAAUCCCUGAGGAGUCUGAAUAGAUACCCUGUCCAUGGUGUCUCAGUGCCUUAGAAAAGGUUCUAGAAGUUACUGUGAAGAUGAAGAGUAAAUCUAACUUUCCCAUAUAUUUCAAGUGGUAUUUGGGUAUAACAACUCUAUAAAGAAAACAAAUGUCAAUUACAGUUUUUAUUUAUCUGUACAUAACUUUUAUAAAAUGUACAUAAACAGCAUCUUGUUACUGAAGAUUCACCAUAUGUAUGAUUAUAGCAUUAGUCCACCAUGUGAAUUUGUAUCUUUUCUACUAUAAUAAAGUAGGUUAACGUCACCCUAAAGUGGGAGGGUCCCCUUCCUGCUCCAGCAUUCUGUGCUUCCUUGAGGUCCUGGGGUUCAGGAGAGUUCCUCUGGGUAUAUUUGUAUAGACAUCUCUGAGGACACUUAAACAAUCACUUGGGACAUCAGCCAGAGAUGUCUUUUUUUAACUUAUUGUCAUGCUAUAAAUUUUCUUACAGCAAAAAGAAAUACUAGGAAGGUCUUCUGCUAUCUUAGCCACCAGCUUACCAAUACUUCCGGCUUCCCCUGAUGUCUGGUUAUACGCAGAUUCCAUCCUUCCAAAUGUAUGAACUGCGUUUAUUUACCCAAUACUCAGUCCUCCGAUUUCUCAUCUGAUGGUUCUCCUCCAGCCUUGAAGAGUGGGCCCACCCCAGGCCAAACGCACAGUCCGCCCCAUCCUUCAGGGCCUGUCCCCUCCUCUUGAUCCCCAGAAGUGGUCGCUGUCUUAGGACAUGGUGCCACCUGCUCCUGUGGUCAGUCACAGGCAGGGGGGCCUGUAAGCCAUCCCCAGAGGUGAGAGAAAGGUCGCCCUGGAUGGCUGCUUCAUCAGGCACCUGCCAGUGUGCCCGCUCACCACCCGUUCCCACGCACCUGGGAGCAUUGCAGAUCCCAGGUGUCCACUCCAGCAGAAAACCUGGGGGUGAGCCCUGGAUCUCUGCAGUUUUUUAAAGUCCCCAAGUGAUUCCAAUGUGUAGCAAAACCUGAGAGCCAGGCCCCAUUUAAAAAGGGAAGGAAAAUGAAUGGUUUAUUUAGUUAUAUCAAUGAUGGUUUAUAAAAUUUGAAAACAUUUCCAAUUAUGGGGAAAAGGCAUUUCUGUGGAAGAACUGGAAAUCAGAGACGGAGCCAUACUGAGGCUCCUUCACUCAUGUGGUCACAUCCCGGCAAAACCUCUGUGAGUUAAACAUCCAAAGUUGAAAACACAUUAUGGCACCUCACUUACCCUCAGCUCAGCAGCACAGUGCUCUGUGGUGUGUGGGAUGCUGACCUUGUGUGUGGCUUUCACAGCCUCACAGAGCGAAAAUAUCCCAAGUCACACCAGCAUCAGUCGCAGACCACCUGCCAAGCACUCCGGGUGACGCUGUCCCUGGUUUGAAGUUUUACUCUGGUCUUUGUGAACUUCAUGAAGAGCGGGACACGUCUCAGAAAAGGUUUUUGCCGUUUGCUAGGUACUGCACGAAAGUGGUAGUCUCAGCACUUGUCCACCCGCCCUCCCAUACGAGGAAAGGGACACUCCAUCCUUGUACGCUUAACAAUGACCAUGGCAUCAGGGCCAGACGGUGGACUCUGGAAACUUCCUAUUCUCGCUGGAAAUAGAACUACCCUGGACUUAGCUCUAAGACAUCGAAGACAUGUUCCCCUACAUUUGGUUUUAUCCACUGACGUCGUAAAUAAAACGUAAAGCAAGGAUAUCUGUAGUGGGGAUUUUCUGUCAUUUAUUUGUACAGUUUCAGACCUCUCUAGACACAAGAGAUCCCUUCAUCAUGUAAGUACAAAAGCUAAUUCUGAAAAGUGGAAAAUAAAGAAAAGA